AUGAGUAGAAAUGGUUCUUACGGCCGCCCGCACUGGGCUGCUGCUGCUGCUGCUGCCGCUCUUGUGCUGCUUUGCCUGACGUUGACCGCCAGCGCUGCGUCUGCGGCUGUGGCUGCUGGUGACGCGGCGGCCCCGUGCGGCACGGCAGCAGCAGAGGUGCACCGCUGGGGGUUUCGUGGCGCCGGCUACCACAUGCAGCUCGAGGUGGAGUUUCCUCUCCUCUUUGACGGGGUGCGUGUGUCACUGGACCUUCCGCGCGCCUUCUUCUUUGACGCGGCGGAGGUGGAGCAGCUGUACAGCAUGUCCGCGGUGGGCAGCGGCGCCGACAUCAGGGCGCAGUACGCCCGACUUCACAUCGCCUCUACGUUUGUGUUUGACAUCGAGGCGCCCGCUUUCCGCACCCCGUAUGACACGAACAGCGUGAAUAUCACGUUUGCACGGCUCCCCACUGCGGCACCAGGCCGCGUCGGGAAGGGCGUGCUGCUGCUGCCGAUUCACGCACGCUACGAGGAGGCGGACGCAACAACUCCGUUUUCCCUCGAGGCAUUCUUCAACCGGCAGUCGAAUGUGCGGCGCUGCAUCCCCGCGAUUGCCGUGCAGGGCACUUCCAGCGCCAGCGCGAACUGCAGCGUCUCGGAGGCCACGAUGGAGCGGCACGACGGCACUGCGACGGCCGAAAUGAUGGCGCCGCCCAACUGCCAGCUCAUUCCUGUCGGCGUGCUGUCGUCACUGCCUUUUGUGUACGCCGCGCUGAUGACGCUGCAAUGCGUCGGCGCCGCCGUUGUGGUGGUCUCGCUGGUGCGGGCGUGA
This is a messenger RNA of Trypanosoma grayi, 810 nucleotides long. RefSeq lists its product as hypothetical. Bases 1 to 810 code for a protein of 269 amino acids. The transcript has a single exon. Lineage: Eukaryota; Euglenozoa; Kinetoplastea; Trypanosomatida; Trypanosomatidae. The record is from RefSeq and is a predicted model, not a curated record.